AUGGCAUCCUCACCCCAAGAUUUGAGAGUCGCCAUCCUGGGCGCGGGAAUGGGUGGCUUGACCACUGCUCUUGCUUUGGCUCAGCGUGGUUUCAAGAAUAUUGAUGUAUAUGAAAACGCGCACGAUCUUGGCUUCGUUGGUGCCGGCAUCCAGCUCGCCCCGAACAUGGCGCGAGUCUUGGACAAUCUUGGUGUAUGGAAGCCCAUUGAGGCUGAAGCUGUGAAUAUCUCUGAGACUUCCGUCCGAGAGGGCGCAACUGACAACGAGCUCGCACAUGUGGAUUUGAAUUAUAUCGAAGAGACCUACGGCUACAAGCAUAUGGUCGGUCACCGCGCAUCGCUGGCCGAUGGGCUGUAUCAGGGUUGCUUGAAGCAGUCUGCCAUUAAGUUUCACUUCGCUGUUACUGCAGAGAGUGUCGACUCGUUCGGCCCCAAGCCUUCGUUCACCGCGGUGCCCCGCGAUGAGACUCAAAAGCCGUAUAAGGUCGAGUGUGAUGUCCUCCUUUCUGCAGAUGGUAUUAAGAGUCAAACCCGCGUGGAGAUUCUCAAGCGCUUAAACGUCGAUGUCGGCGUCAAGGAUACCAACCAAGCCGCCUACCGAAUCAUGAUCCACAAGGACCAGAUCAAGGACGACCCUGAGCUUCUUGCUCUGAUUAAUAACACCCGCGUGACUCGCUGGAUUGGCGAGAAGCGUCAUAUCAUCGCCUACGCCGUUUCAAACAACACCAUCUACAACCUGUCCACCACCCAACCCGACACCAACUUUGCUGCUGCAACCAACGCCACCUAUACCACCAAGGGUGACAAGGGUGCAAUGCUGGGAGUCUUCUCCGACUUCUGCCCAAUGGUGCAACGUAUGCUGAACUACGUCCCCGAGGGAGAGGUUGCCUUGGUUGGCGACGCGUGCCACCCAACUCUGCCUCAUCUUGCCCAGGGUGCCGCCCAGGCCAUUGAGGACGGUGCUGUUCUGGCCGUUGUUCUCGCUCGUCUGCCCGAUACCACCCCGGAGUCUAUCAACAAGGCCCUCCGUGUCUAUGAGAAGGUCCGUAAGGGCCGCGCUGAGGCUCUGGUCGAUAUGGCUUCCGCCUCCGGUCGUGCUCUGCACUUGGGUGAUGGUGCCGCAAAGGCUGAGCGUGAUCGUCAAUUCGCUGCUCUUCGUUCUGGAGGUGGAAAGGGUCCUGUCCCUGAUAAGUGGGCCGAUGCUGAUGUCCAGCGUGAGAUUUAUGGCUUCGACUGCACCAAGGUUGCUGAGGACAACUUCGAGGAGUACUUUUCGCAGCUGUAA
Messenger RNA from Penicillium manginii, 1284 nucleotides. Its product is annotated as putative monooxygenase. Gene Ontology annotation, biological process: secondary metabolite biosynthetic process. The transcript is spliced from 3 exons. NCBI's taxonomy places the organism in Eukaryota, Fungi, Ascomycota, Eurotiomycetes, Eurotiales, Aspergillaceae. Gene Ontology annotation, molecular function: monooxygenase activity; FAD binding. The record is from RefSeq and is a predicted model, not a curated record. The coding region runs from base 1 to 1284 and encodes 427 amino acids.